Symbiodinium sp. CCMP2592 is the source of this 2994-nucleotide messenger RNA. The record is from the annotation of a GenBank genome assembly. Lineage: Eukaryota; Dinophyceae; Suessiales; Symbiodiniaceae.
AUGGGUAGCGACAUUCCAUCUCGCGGGUUUGUCUUUGUGGGAGGCGGGACGGGUGGUCAUCUCUAUCCGGCGGUGGCGAUCAUCGAGCAGCUUCGCGCGAUCGACGCGGGUGUCAAGACACACAUCGUGUGCUCGCAGCGCCAUCUCGACUCGGCGAUUCUGGAAUCGGAGGAUCAGGCGUUCUCGACGAUCCCGGCGAGCUCUCCGAGCGGCGGGGUUCGCGGCGUGCUGCGGUUUGUCAAGAACUGGGGCGCGAGUGUUCGGGGUGUGCGGAGCGUGAUCAAAUCGAUGAAGAAGGACUGCGACGAGGUCGUGGUGGUUUCGAUGGGCGGGUUUGUGUCGGCGCCGUCGGCGAUGGCGGCUCGCGCGGAGAAGUGCGAGCUGGUGCUGGUGAAUCUAGAUGCGGUUCCGGGCAAGGCGAAUCGGUGGAUCGGGAAACGCGCGGGUCGGGCGUUCACGGCGGCGAAGGUGCGGGACGGAUUGAGCGGGUUCGGUGAGUGGGCGCCGACGCGUCCGAUCGUGCGGGGGUUUGAGGGUCGGCGGGAUCGGAAGCGUGCAUUCGAUGAGUUUGGUUUGGAUUCGGACAAACAUACGCUGCUGGUGACUGGGGGAUCGCAGGGGGCGCGGUCUGUGAAUCGGUUUAUGGUGGAUAUGGCACGCACGCACUCCGAUGCGUUCGAAUGUUGGCAGGUGCUCCAUCAGGUUGGGGGUGGUGGCGACGGCGAAGUUGUGGCGCUUGGGUAUCGUGAAGUGGGUGUAAGCGCGGUGGUGGUGGAAUAUAUUGAGGAGAUGGGCGCGGCGCUUGAAGCCGCGGAUCUGAUGGUGGGGAGAUGCGGCGCGGGGACGGUGGGCGAGUGCUGGGCGGCGGGGGUGCCUGGGGUGUUUCUGCCUUAUCCGUAUCACAAGGAUGAGCAUCAGAAGCACAACGCGGCGGUGCUCGUCGAGGCAGGCGCGGCGGUGGUGUGCGAUGAUCUGAUCGAUGCCGAAAGGAAUGUCGCGGCGCACGGUGAAUCGUUGAGUGCUCUGCUGCGUGAACUUGAUCGGCUCGAUGCGAUGAAGCACGCGCUGGAAGGACUUGGCGAUGCGGACGGGGUGAACAUCGUCGGUGCGUUGUUUGGCAUCAAUCGGGUGCUCGCGAUUGGUUGUGCUGAGCAGCAGCGCGCCGAUGAGGGGCGAGGCGGGGUGAUUGUGGUGCUUGAUGGUGGUGGGCGUGAGCUUGACGAGCAAUCGCGGGUUUUGGGUGCGAUGGAGCGUUUUUGUCCUCUGGCGCGGGUGUGGGUGUAUGAAGAAGGGGCGAACCCACCAUUGCGUGGGUUCGUAGAUAAGACGAAUAAGGUUGCGACUCCGGACUCGGGACGCGAGGCGCGGGUAUCGGAGAAGACGGAAUCUGCGAGUAGGCCGGCGCUUCGGAUUGCGGGGAGCAAUGGGAUUGCGGAGUUGAUGCCUACGGAUGAUGGAAAGACGAUCAGCGGCAGCGAGCAUCAGCUCGGGCGCGGUGAUGGUGUUUUGUCAUCUGGAUCUGGAUCGGGUUGGCGCGUGAUCCUGGUGGGGCGGACGGGAUUGGAUCAGGUGCUGCGGCGCGUUGCGGGGGUGGAGCUGAUCCGGACGCGGGAUUCGUUUGAUGCGAUCGGUGAGCUGAGUGAUCCGAUUGAUGAUGCGUCGCCGGCGAGAGCGGCGGUGCUCGUCGCGGCGGAUGCGGAACCCAAGGGCGAUGAGCUCGGAGGGUUUGUAGAAGCGCUGCGGAUGGUGGAUGCUUCGGUGAAGGUGAUCCGCGUUGGUGAGCGGCAUCCGCUGUAUGACGGGUGUGUGGAUCGUGACGCGAGUGGUGAUCGGGUGAUGGGUGUGAUCCGGGAUGCGGUGGCGAUGCCGCGGGUGAUCAUUCCGAAGGACGAGGAUGAUGAGUCGACUGAAGUCGAGGUCGCUGUUCAAGAAGCUGAAGAGUUGAAGGCUGGUAUCGAUGAAAAGGCUGCUGACAGUGAUGAUCGUGUACUUCGUGAAACGCAAGCUGUGGGUGUUUGUGAAGAAACGAGUGACGAAGUAGACGCGUCGAACAUGCGCGAGGUGAUGAAGCUGCAUCAGCGUGUGAUGUCGGAUGUUGGAUUGGGUGGGGUGGUUGAGAAGCGGGAUGCGUAUUCGGCUGGUGAUUUAACUGAUGAAUGUGUAAUCCGCGCGAUGGGUGAGGGACGUUCGGUACUUGAUGAUGCGCUGGCAUUGAUCGCGGCUCGGACAGGUCGGCAGGGGUGGUCGUUUGUGACGGGGCAGAGUGAUAAUGGGGUUGCGGUUUCUGCGGGGGGCAAGGUGUUUGGGUCGCUCGUGUGCGAGGAUCGCGCGUGGGCGCAGGGGAACGGGGCUCGCGCGAUUGGCGAGCACGCGUCGUGGCUGGGGUCGUGGUUGCGGCUUGAAGCGCAGCAGCGCGAACUGAGACUCGCGGCGUUUACGGAUGAGCUGACUGGUGCGUGGAAUCGUCGGUACUUUACGAGGUUCCUUGAUGCCGCGAUCGAUCAGGCGCGCAAUGCGCGGCGGACGCUGACGCUGUUGUACUUUGAUAUCGACGAUUUCAAGGGGUACAACGAUCGGUACGGGCACGCGGCGGGGGAUGAGAUCUUGGUUGAGACGGUGCGGCUGCUGGAGUCGGUGAUCCGUCCUGGGGAUAAGGUGUGCCGGAUUGGUGGGGACGAGUUUGUGGUGAUCUUUUAUGAACCCAAGGGACCUCGGGAUCCGGGGUCGAUGCCUCCGGAGUCGAUCUAUGACAUCGCGACGCGGUUCCAGAAGCAGAUCUGCAAUCACAACUUCCCGAAGCUCGGCGAUGAGGCGUGCGGCACAUUGACGGUGUCGGGUGGAUUGGCUUCGUAUCCGUGGGAUGGGAGUGAUGGGGAGUCGCUCUUGGCGCUCGCGGAUGAGUUGGCGCUGCAGUCGAAGCGGUCGGGGAAGAAUGUGAUCACAAUGGGGCGCGGGGCUGAGGGUGUGUGCACGGUGGAUCGGGACCGCGGGUAA